This is a messenger RNA of Medioppia subpectinata, 3060 nucleotides long. The record is from the annotation of a GenBank genome assembly. Lineage: Eukaryota; Metazoa; Arthropoda; Arachnida; Sarcoptiformes; Oppiidae.
AUGGAUGCGGCGAACGGACGGCCCAUAUGUAUAAUCCCCACCAGCUUUACAAUGACUAAUCCAAAGUCAAGAAGACCUGUGAAGUCUAACGAAGCGAGACUCGGAGUUGUGUUCAAGUAUUGCAUAUUUCAAUUGUUCACUCAUUUGAAUAAAAGCGCCGCAAAUAAUAUACUAUUUCUAUUCACAAACGUCCGGAGCACUCAUUACAUGCCCGGGGAAUCCGGUCCCGCUUUGAUCAAAAUUUUGGACCAAAUCCGGGAAAAUCCGCCAAAUGUUGACAUCCCUUAUGACGAGAACACAACGUAUUGUUUUGAUAACGAGUCGUUUCGAUAUCUCGUGGCUUCAGUUCCGCCAAAUAAUAUACAGUUUGACCCCCGAUAUAAGUCCACUUACGUUGACAGUUGGGACAGAUCCGUAGAGGAAUGUCAACGAUUAUUUGAUUACAUAAUACAAUUGCCGGCACACAAAGUGAUGGACACCCUAUCGCUCAAUAACACCAAACAAAUGAUACAAUUAUUAAUCAAACCGUUGGCCGACAUCUCGAAGAAUAUCGCGGAUAACGUAAUGCAAUGCGAGAGACAUAUCAUUGAAGUGAAUGAAUACAAGGGAACGAUUGAAGAGUUGCGCAAAAAACUGGAAAUACCGUCGGUUGAGAUCAUAUCCGUACCGUUCGGUCGGCCCAAGACUGUGUGCGGCCACGAAGAGUGCUGCGAACGAACCACAAACAACGGCGUAACCAUAAUCAAUUAUAAAACCAAAUGCCAUUCACCCUGCUACCUCAGCUUUGGCGAUGGCGACAUUAUUGGCAACCAAGGUUUAAAACGAUGCAAAGCGUUUAGUAUGUACAGUGGCACCGAUCGUGACCCGGGCGAACCAACCGGCCAGUGGUGGGAACGCCUAGUUAUAGCACCUAUCGAAAAGGUAGCGGAGGUUUUUACCGAGUCGGACAUGUGCCGGGAGUGUGGCCACAGUUACAGCAAACACCUGCAUCUGCUCAACGAUACGCAGACUAAAGUGACCAAGGUGCGCGACCAGGAGGUGGACAAAGCGAUCGAGUCGACCCAAUCGGCCGCUGAGGCCAAAGAGCUGCAGAUCCAACGUCUGGACCAACGGAUUGUCGAAAUGAAGACCGAAAACGAGACAAUUGUUAAGUCGAUGUCAAUGUUUGCCUGUUUUCUGGCCAACAAUUCGCUGACGCCUAUAAACGACGCGUUCAAGCAUUACGUCGAGCAUCUGAUAGCCAACGAACAGUUGGUCACUACCGGUGCCCACAGCCGGACAGCCAUCGCACGACUCGAGCAGGUGUUACAGCAAUACGACGAGCAAAAACAGUUGAUCCAAAAGGUGAUGGACGGGUCGGUCACCGUAGCCGAGGGUUCGGCCAUUACGCCCAUGGAAAUUGAUAGUCGCGUCGACCAACUGUGCUCGCUCAAACAUAAAGGCCCCGAAAUUCGCACCAUGUUGGACCAACAGAAACAGGCCAAGGUUAAUCAUAACGCUGAUUGCAAUCGAGUGCAAUAUAAGCCACAAGUGAAUAAAGGUAAUUGCUGCUUAACCAAUAUGGCCGAACAGUUUAGUGAUCAGGAUGAAGUGGCCAGAAUGCCACUCGUCAAGAAAAAAGAGAUAACAAUACUAUUGUUGAGCGAAUCAGGUGUGGGAAAGUCCACAUUCAUUAACGCAUUCGUAAACUAUAUGUCUUUCGAAAGUAUGGAUGCGGCGAACGGACGGCCCAUAUGUUUAAUACCCGUCAGCUUUUCCAUAACUGAUCCAAAGACAAGAAGCCCUGUGAAGGUAACACUGGGUAAUCAGAAUGACAACGAAAAUACUAGAGACCCGACACAAUCGGCCACAAAGUAUCCCAAGUGUUAUACGUUUGAAACCGAGAAGAUUGCGCUCAAUAUUAUCGAUACGCCGGGAAUUGCGGACACGGAUGGCGUGGAGAGGGAUAAUAGAAAUAUGCAAAACAUUUUAAAUUUUAUUAGCAAUUAUCGGGAAAUCAACGCCUUUUGUGUGCUCUUAAAGCCAAACGAAUCGAGAGUUGGCGUUGUGUUCAAGUAUUGCAUAUUUCAAUUGUUCACUCAUUUGAAUAAAAGCGCCGCAAAUAAUAUACUAUUUCUGUUCACAAACUCCCGAACCACUCAUUACAUGCCCGGGGAAUCCGGUCCCGCUUUAAUCAAAAUAUUAAAGCAAAUCCGGGAAAAUCCGCCAAAUGUUGACAUCCCUUAUACAGCGGACACAACCUAUUGUUUCGAUUCCGAGUCCUUUCGAUAUCUCGUGGCUUCGGUUCCGCCAAAUGAUAUACAGUUUGACCCGAAAUAUAAGUCCAGUUAUGUUGACAGUUGGGACAGAUCUGUGGAGGAAUGUCAACGAUUAUUUGAUUACAUAAUACAACUCACACCACACAAAGUGAUGGACACACUAUCGGUGAAUAACACCAAACAAAUCAUACAAUUACUAAUCAAACCGUUGGCCGACAUCUCGAAGAAUAUCGCGGAUAACGUUAACCAAUGCGAGAAACAUAGGACUGAAGUGAUUGAGUGUAUGGGAACUAUUGAUGAGUUGCGUACAAAACUAGACAUCCCAUCGGUUGAGAUCAUAUCCGUACCAUUGGAUCGGCCGGAGACUGUGUGCAGCGCUGAGCAGUGUAUUGAACGGGUGACAAACCACGGCGUAACCCACAUUAAUUAUAAAACCAAAUGCCAUUCGCCAUGCUACCUCAGUUUUGGCGAUGGUAACAUCGUGGGCAAUGAUGGUUUGCUCAGAUGCAACGCGUUCAACGAAUAUAGCACAAGCGAUUGCGAAUCAUAUGGAUUUUUAGACAUGUUAUUAUUACCAUAUGUAGCACUUAUGGGCUUAUUUACCGAGCAGACAGAGUGCCACGAGUGUGGUCACAGUUAUGAUCAGCACAUGCACAUGGUGAACGAGACGCAAACUAAAGUGACCAUGGUGCACGACCAGGAUGUGGACUCGCGGAUCGAGUCGACCCGAUCGGUCGCUGAGACCAAAGAGCUGCACAUCAAAGGUCUGGACCAACGGAUCGCCGAAAUGGAGGCCGAAAAC